AGUGCAACACGUCGGUAAAUCGACAUCGUUAAUAUACGUUCUUCCUCUUGGACUUCAAGCGAAUGCAUGGACAUUAGAUGGUAGGUUUCAAUGUUGCAAAUAACUUCCUCACUCAGCAAUCGAAUGUAGCCUAGUGUUUUGCGUUUGAUUGUGAGAUCGCAAUGCGAAACAUCUGUUGAGCAUGAUGGCUUCAUUAUUGUUAUUUAAAUUACCCUUCAGCCUGAAAUAUAAAUUUUAUAGAGGUGUGGGUCUAGAAUGGUGUUCCAGAAUACUUUUGCUGGUGAUCUUCAUGAAUUUGGUCAUAUCAAUUUUUUCCGCAUUUUGUGUAAUUCUCAUGUGAUCAUGACCCUGUUGGAGUUAGAAAGAUCUUAACUUAAAUACUUUAAUUACCCUCCAGCCUGAAAUAUAAUUUUUAUAAAGGUGUGGGUCUAGAAUGGGGUUCCAAACUGCUUUUCCUUGUGAUCUUCAUGUAUUUGGUCAUUUCUGUUUUCUUCCGCAAUUUGACUAUCCUCAUUUGAGCAUGACCCUGUUAGAAUUAGAGAGAUCUGAACUUAGACUUGGAGCAUAUUUUAUGGGCAUUUCCCGAUAAAAAUGGCAAGGUUAAGGAUGUAUUAUCUCUCUUAUCUUACUCAAUAAUUAUACAUCGGUAGCCUGCAGAGUAGGCGUAAUUUUGGCGAACGAGUGCUCAGUAUUUUCCUAACGGAAAUUAUGGCCGCCAUCUUUGAUUUUAGUGGCAGUGGAAGGCUGGGGAGAGAAAGAAAUUUGUAUUGAGGGAGCGGUUGACGGUCAAAAAUAAGGAGAGGGGUGAGGGUGGGGAUGCUGUCCACUCUACCUCCCAAUCAAACAUGGCUCGCCCUAACAAGAUGCCUGCACAGCAGGCUAAUAGAAGCUAAGAAUACUGAUUGUCCUUUUGCCCUGGAACCAAAAUUUAUGAUGAAAACAAGCAUUCGUGUCAUUUGGAAAUGGGAGAAUUUAAAAGAAAUACUGUUAAUCCUUAACUUCCAGAAGUGAUUGAAGGGUAACUUCUUCCCAUAAUAUCCAUACACUGUAUAGCAAACAGGUAAUGAGAAUACUUAAACUUAUCAUAUAGAAGUUUUUUUUCUUAAUCUCACACCAAAUUCUCCGAACUAAUUUAGAAAAUUUUUCCCAAUGAUAGCCACACACUGUAUAGCAAACAGGUAAAGGAAUACUUAAACUUAUCACAUAAAGUUUUUUUUCUUGAUUGAACACCAAAUUCUCCAAACUAGUUUAGAAAGAAAUGUAUAGCAGCAAGAGGGGAGAUAGAUUAAAAUAGAUCUUGGGAGUUAAAGGGUUAAAUGCUCUCAGUCACCCUGCAGUAAUCUGGGCAUCUGUUGAAAUGUAAAGAAUAAUAUAAUGGUAUAGCUUCAAUUACUUAUCAAACUGGUACCAGUAGUUUGAAGGUUGGAUAAUGCUAUUGACUGGAAAAGACUCUAUCCAGUGGAUAACGCCAUACGUUUUGCUAUCACUUAUCCACUGGAUAGCAAUUUAUCUGUCAAAUAGCAUGAUCUGCCCUUUAUCCACCUAGGCCCUGGUGUACACAGGUAGUAUUUUCCCUUCUGCCCCUUAACCUCUUCUCUCAUGACUGUAUUAAAAAAUAUACUUUGGCUCCUAUGAUUUAAGAUAGGGCAUUGUUUUUGCACCAAAUGGGGGCUAUUGCAUUUAUCAUCCUUCAAAUAUUUUGCACUUUGCUGGAAAAUGUUCUCUUUCAGUUCUUUUUCACAUUGACUUUAGGAACAAAAAAUACAUGUCUCUUCUAUAUCAACCACAAUACACUCUCAUCUUGAAUGAAAUUCUAACAGACUCAUUGUAGUGGACAUAAGGUGGGGUAUAUCCUGGGAUAUUCCCCAGCUUUAGCAAAGGAAUAGUUGGGAACAUGAUGUGUUUAGAUCAUGUGUGCAAGCAAAAAUAUUUGAUAGAUUUUAAUUGUGAUUAUUUAUAUUGUAUUAUAAUUAUUUCUGCCAUUCAGUUUUUGAGUUUUCACAAAGGAUAGGUGGAAGGAGGGUUACUCUUGGUAGGAUUGGUUAAUACAGCAUAAUUUAACCCUUUAUACCCUAACAUCAGUAUGUAUAUUCUCCAUACUGUUCUCUAAACAUUUCCUAAGGUGCUGACAUUAGGAGAAUCUGUUUAACAAUCAACUUGAGCUUCUUUGGUUGGUGAUCAUUUUUUUUAUUCUCAUGACCUUAAUCCUUUAACUUUCAGAUCAAAUUUGUAAUUCUUCUUUCUGUCAACUAUACAGUUCUUCUAAUGUUAGUUCAGAGAAUUUAGUAUUGGAUCAACUAACUAUCCCCAAAUUGAUAUUUGCCUUCAUUCUCAUCACUUAUAUGGUUGAUAUUGUAUUAAUAUUGUAGAAAAAAAAUUCUGUCUUGGUCAGUGAUGGGAUUUAAAGGGUUAAUGUGUGAUUUAGGGGUGAAACAGCAAGGAGAAAUUAGAUGUUUAUCAUUUCUAGGGUGUAGAGGGUUAAAGCACACUUUGUAGUAUCGUAUAAUAAUUGAAAUCAUAGCUUUCUAUAGUUUUCUAAUAGGGCAAAUGAAAGGAGGGUGACUCUUGGCAGGGCUGGAGGUGUGUGGGGGGGGGGGCGGGGGGGGAAGGUUACUGCAGCAUUUACUGCCAUCUCAUUAUGUCUGAACAAAUAUAAAAGUUCUGAAAAUUUGCUGGCUUGGGUUAUUGCUUUCAGAGAAACGAUGAAAAAGGCCAAAAAAUCCCUUAGAAAAGCCUUUCAUCAAUCGAGUAGUAACAACAGAGAAAGGAAACAACCAGGCAAUGAUGUCCCAAAAGGUGAUGUUAGGGAAGACAGUGCUGAAAACAAGGUUAGUUUGUUUAGUCUUGAACAGUAAACAGGUAAUUUUAAUGAACCAUUUACUCAUCAUUUGCUUUGUGCUAAAUCAGGAUUGAAAGAGAUACUUACUGGUUCUGAUUUAUUAUCUACCAAGGUGCUGUGGUUUAGAUGAUUUUGAAUAAUUUUCAGGGGGUAAGGGGUGUAGAGGUUAUAGCCUUUAGUGUAAAUGUGAUGGGAUAGAUUAAAUUAACUAAAGUUUGUGUGAAUCUAAAAAUUAUUGUUAAUUUAGUUGAAUAGCAAACUACUCAUUUUACACGAUCACAGCUUUGGCUCAGCACCAUUGGGUGUUCUGAUUAAAAUGACAGUAAAGCUUUGGAUCAAAGUCAGUUUCUUAGCAACUGUGCACCUACAUGUACCCCUCCCCUCCCCUCACUCACUAAUAACCCCAACUUGUUAUCAGACUCAGUUGACUGAUGUUGGAUUAGGGGAGGGGUAGGUACACAGGUACUCAAAUACUGACAUUGAUCCAAAGUGUUCCAUGUGUGUAAGCUUUCAAAAAGCGAAACUUCGUUUGGUGACUAAUUACAAGUGUAUUUAUUUUUUUUAUCCGUAUAACUCAGAACAGAUGUGAGUAAUAUUGGCAUGGAGAUCGAAUUUUUCAUUCACUAUAAGCUUCAAAACUUCAAUUAAAAUUUAGUGGAAAAGCUAUAUGUGCAUACUAGGUAAAUUUCUUAUUUCUUUGAUAUACUAGUAGUCACAAGCAGGUGUGUAUUUAUUUAUUUUCACUUGAUGAUCAUUAAAUGUUUUUUUUUGUCUAUAUUUUCCAAUCAAGUUUCAAGUUCUUCUUUCAUAGGAUGAGGCCGAAGAACUGACUGACUUGGACAAGUUGUAUAUUGCCUUGGCUGAAGUUGGUCGUAGAAACCUCUUUGAUCUACUUUGCUACAGUUUCAAUAUUACGAGCUUAGACGAUUUACAGAAAUACACUGCAGAAGACAGCACAUCUGCUUACAUCUGUGACGAAAUAAAAUCUUUCCUUGAGGGCAAAGAUUUCAAUUUCAUGGAACUUGUACAGGUAACGUAAAUGAAAAUGUUUUAGCUUUUCUUUAGUUAUAAAAUAUGACAUGACAAUUGCACGUACAUUGAAUUUUGAUACGUAACCACUACAUCGUGUGCUAAUUUUUGUACACAGCGCUUGCAAGUUAUUUCGCCUCUAGAAACCCUUUUAAGCCCAGCUGCGCUACGUCGGUGUGGACAUAUAUUCACUGUAUCCUUGCUGUAAACAUUUGCUUUUGCCGGUGAGCCUUAGCCAGGUAGCACAAUAUUUGAGAGGGUCAGCGGUGUAUUUAACAUAGAAGAGGUGAGGAUUCAUGGCUCUUUUUGGAUGUCAGAUUCGGGGCACGCGCAAUUUGGCUUUUUCACCAUGUAACGUCACAUUGAUUUGUAGGUAAUUUUGGUGUUUAUUACACCCAUUUUGAAAUCACUGGUGGUCCCUGUAAUUUGAUUGGCUCAAAUUGGUGCGAUUUAUUCACGGAUCGCACCAUUUCUUGCUUUAAAUCGCAUCAUUUUUCCAGCCAAUGAGGAGGCUACACUGAAAACAAAACAACCAAUCAGAUUUCAAGGCUUGUUUAAAGUAACCAAUGUAAUUGCAGGAAAAUGAAAGACAAAGAGUAACAUGUGGCGAAUUUUGCAACCUUUGUUUCCAAAACUCUGGUUUUUCCCCCCAAAAAAUGGUGAAUUUAAUUUCAAACUAGCUCAGUACUGCAUCAAUUAAAUAUUUGAACUGAUCAAGUCAUGUACUUGGGCGAUUUCAAAAUGGAUGUAAUAGAGUAGUAAUUGAACCUUGUGUCGUGAAAUUUUGGUCUGAAAUCAUACUUGUGAUUUCAAAUCGAGCUCGCGCUGUGCACUCCACUCAGUUCAAUUACCAUUAUUAACAACUGAGUUGAAAACGUAAACUGGCCAUCGGAAAGAGUUUAGAGGCUGACGUUUCGAGCGUUAGCUAGAGCGAUUGGACGAAUUGUGGGUUCUGUGUGGGUUUACAUGCAGAAAAUGGAGCUACGCUAGAGGUGGGAAUACGGUGACGAGAAAACAAGAAUAAAUUAGGCGAAUUAAAAGCGCUCGUUGAUACCGCGGGGAUUAAGAGAGAGUCGAUUUGGAAGAUAAAUUUUUGUUCUGGUGUUUUGUGGCUUUCCGAACUGCCUAGAUGUAGGAAAAGGCUGCAAACUUUCUUUCUGCGUCGUGAAGGUGUUCUCGGAAUCGGUUACCUAGUCGUUUUCCUGUUUCACCAAUGUAGAACUUUUUACAAUAAGUGCAAGUAAUGCAAAAAAUAACAUUGGCAGAGGUGCUCGUAAAGUGAUCAGUGUUCUUGAUGGGUUUCGUGGGUCCCGACAUUUUCUCUACGUUAUGAAUGAAAGAACAAGUUUUGCAUCGUGAGCGAGCGCAUUCGAAAGUUCCAAGGUGGCCAUUGGUUUGAAAUGAACUUCUGACCAAAAAGUGGCCUAGGGUUUUGUCACGUUUGAAUGAAAUCCAUGGAGGUUGCGGAAAGAUAGUACCAGUCUCUGAAACGUUUUGGAGUAGUUUAAAGUUUAAUGAAUGAUAGAUUUAACUGCGUGGUUGUGAGGGUGAAAUGGGAGAGUGAAUGGAAUGCGGUCAGUGUUUUCCUUCUCAUCCGUUUGUAGUGCUGACUGUCGAGCAAUUUGUUGGGCAAGGUGGUGGCCCGCUUGAACGACAGAAACAGGAUGGCCACUCAUUUCAAACUGAAAUUUCUAGUUUAGUUGUAUUUGUUUUAUAUUAUUAUAAGAAGUUGACUCCUUUUGAUAGCACAGAAGUCUUUUGAGCUCCCCUUAUGAACUACACUUCUUUUUUGUUGAUUUUAUUUUUUAUAUUUAUGUAUUUCAACCUAAAAAGGGUUGUCUCUAUCGCUCUUGAACAUAUUUAAAUCGCGGCCGCCGGUGUAUGAAAAUAGGCCGAUACAUUAUUUAAUGCGGGCGAUAGGUCAAGGGUCUUGAAAUUUUGACUCGCCUCGUUCGGGGUGUUUUCAUGACUCACCCAUCCUGACAGAUCUUUCUGCCAAGAGUAUCUUUUGACAUGAGGUUGUGAGUGAAUUCUGAUUCUAUUGCAGAAAUACAAACAAAGCAAACUUGUGCAGACGUGUGAGAUUAAGCAUAUACCAGUAAUCCCAAAGAAAGACUUAGUUGUUACUCACACAUUGAGGAAGGGUCCAUUUGUGGGACAAGUGUGCGAGGCGCAACUCACUUUUCCGGAUGGGAGGAAGGUACAUAUUGCUGUCAAUGAAUUUGCUGUUCAUAUGUGUGUGUCUGUUUGUUUGCUUGUUCGUUGUUGUUGUAGUUGUUGUUUUGUAAUGGCUGAUAAUUAGAAAAAUCCCUUAAGCGCUUUUUCAUUCGUUUACACGUUAAAUCGACGUCACAUGUACCGUACGUGCGCUUGCGGGUAAUUGUAUGUCCGACAACAUUGAAGGAAAGGCAAACUCGAUAUAAAUAACAGUGUUUGGGAGUCCUCGGAGAGUAAAGGAAUGAUAAAUAAACUACCCUUGGUUAAAUUAACCCAUUGACUUUUUUCCUGCUCGCUGACUCAAGAGGCGUUUUUUUUUUCCCCAUAACAAACACUAAACGUGUUAUAUGGUUAAGGUUUAAUAAAGCAUUUUGACCUGAAAAUUUUGGAGAAAAUUAUGAGCGCAAUGGGACAGACUCCAACUUGUCCCAGGUUCUCAGUUGGUGAAGACGAGCUAAAAAAGUGAGGUCGCGAAUUGUGGUAUUCGUGAAUCAAGAGGUAGUGUAAAGAACAAAGCAGAACGAACGACUUAAGGUGAUUCCUCAGUAUUGCACGGCGCAUCCUGUGAUGCGCAUAAUAAUCACGUAAUCAGGCUAAUAAGUGCGCGCACAUUCCGAGAACAUGUUAUUGUUUUUCAAUCAAUGAGCAAGGUAAAAAAGGACGAUGGUCUUAAGCUCUUGAACGAGUACGGUGACCUACAUUUUUUAUUGCAUAAUUUUGGUAUAAAAAUUUAUUACCCCCUUUAAAUUGGGGAUGUUAAAAAAAUUGUUCGAAGGGAAAAAAAGAAAAAAGAUAAAAGCGUGCAUGAGGUCCGUUACUGACCUUGAAAGGGGUGACUCGGGGAACCUUUUUGAGUCGAUUUCGUUUAAAUUUGCAUGAUUUUCUCGCAAAUUAUAUAUCAAAUUGUUCCAUACGCUCGAAACUCUCUAACUAUCAAGUUUAUUUUCGAGUGUUACUUUAAAAAACCUUGCUUCCAGCUGCGGCAAAAUGUACCGUGAAGCGAUGAAAUGACGCGCGUGAUUAGGGCCAGUGCGGGCAUAAAUGGGGUAAGUUUGGCCCAUUAUAUCUUCUUUUUACUGUAUGUUUCGAAACAGACUAAGGUAAGACAAGGAAUAUUUAAGGAAAGGAUAAAAAAUUCUUCGAUAACUUUUUUUUUCUGAGGAAUCACCUUACGCUGUUUACUUGACGUACAAGGUAAGGUUGGCAGUAGGCAGCCUUCUCCCGGCACAGGUUAGGCAGCGGGUCCAUUACAAUUUUUGACAUAAUUCUUUGGCUGAUUUCAUUCUGUAUUUAAAUUUUUUGUAUAUUAUUUUACAUCGGAGUCGUUCAUGCACGUUUUUGUUUGCCUGUUUGUCUUUUUGUGUUUGUUUAUAUGUUUGCUUUUUUCAAUAGGAAAAAGUUUGUCUUCGUUAUCAAACGGUACAAGAUGAAGACCAAAUGGACUUCUUGAGAGAAGCAGAAAUAGCAUUUCAACUUCGUCAUGAGAAUAUUCUAGCUUACUACGGCGUAGUCAUUGCUAGUUCAUAUUCACCACACCCAGCUUUGGCAAGUUAUUCACAUUUAUUCUAUAUAUUGCCAAAAGAUCUGGAUAGCAUCAGAUAUGUAACGAAUUUUUAGACAAUAAACGACGCUUCUUUAACACACGUUUCGACAGUUCUUCUGUCAUCUUCAGUUUUGAUUUACACGAAGUACAAAGUUGAAUUUAAAGUGUGUAGCACAAUGCUGAUUGGACAAAAACAAAACAAUAGUAACAGAACAAUGUAUGUAAUUUACAAGGAAAGUUUUAAAUUAACAUGAUAAAGUUGAUGAUUAAGUGUGGGUUGCUCCCAUUGAAUAUGAAUAGCUUCUUUGAUUUUAAGUUGGAAAGUUGUGGGAGCGUGAUCUAAAAUGCUAAAACACUCAUCAGAACAUAGAGUGCGACAUUGUGGAGAAUUAUGGAGAUGUCUAAAAAUGUGAGAGGUCCUAUCACUGAUCAAGUGCUCACGCGCGCGUGUGGAUAAAUAGCGUGAGGUUUCGCCGACAUUCAUCAUCAAUUAGUUCAAAACAGGGCAUGCCAAGUUAUUUUUUGUUGUUGUUUCUUUUCGUUUUCAUUUGCUUUAUUUCCUCCAGCUUUAGGUGGGUGCUUUGAAGUUUUGUAGACGUUUAGCGAUGAGCGGCGAUGCCGUCAGUCUAUUUACGGCCCGUUACGCGGGCUAUUGCCUUAAUAUUAACUUUUAUAUUAUCUUUUUUUUACCUUUUACUUUUGUAACGUUACAGGUGGUCGAGUUUGCAGAAUAUGGAAACCUAUCAGAAUCAUGGCCUCAUCAUAACAUUGAACACCUGUGGAGAUACACCAUCCAGGCCGCAACUGCUUUGGAAUACUUGGAGAAAAGAAAUGUUAUUCACCAAUCUGUUUUUUAUUAUAAUUUCUUGGUUGUUGCUGGUUUUAAGGUAGUUAUCAUUGUUAUCGUCAUUAUUAUCAUCAUUAUCAUUGAUACUGCCAAUUUGGCACUGCCAUCGUCAUUGUGUAGGAAAUGGGAUCAAUUAGCAGUACAAUCAAGGAAAAGACCAUCUUGCUCGCGUUCAAAGCUUGCAUGGUGAGACACUAAAACAUUUAUUUCCAAGUGAAUCGUCGUAGAUUUACUUAAAGUAAGGGGGAGAUUCGCGACAUGUCAUUGGAAAAGGUGGUAGUAGUACUAUCACAUAAUCAGAAGGAAUAAUCCAGUUGAAUAUAAGUUUAAACUACUCCAUGUCUUAUUUCAUCCAAGCUGAAGCUUGCAGGCCUGGCGGCUUGUUGGUUUAAAGAAGUAAACCUGAAAAGGUAAGUACACAUCUUAUCAGAGUAGAUUUAUCAUAAAAUUCGAAAUUGUGAAAGCUCAAGCGAUGAAAAUGUAGUUAACUUUAGCCUUUGCCGAAGAAUUAUGGCUGAAAAGAGAGGAGAAUAAAGAUUAUCAGGCGUUAUAAUUUUUGUUGAAUGCGGGAAGGUCAUCAACGAAGUUGUCGUAAAGUGUUUGCACUGAACAAGAUGAUUUGGUUCUAUUAACUGAGUUGAGCUGACGUUUCGGGCGUUAGCCCCUCUUCAGAGCGAAUGACGAAGGGGCUAACGCUCGAAACGUCAGCUUAAAAACUCUUGACGAUGGCCAAUUUACACCAUGAACUCAGUUGAUAAAACCAAAUUAUCUUGUUUUACUCUCCCAACGACGCAAUACCACAGUUUCUAAAGAAACUUGCGCCCUAUAUCCGUUUGCACCUAAGGGUGUGCAAGCUGUUUCAAAGCGGUCGAAAGAUAGAACAUUCAACAGCUUUGAAACAGACAUAUAUGGAACUUCGCAACGUACAAUGAAUUAGAACGCUGGCGAGAUCUACUGCCCAUUGCUGUGCAAUGUCCAGAAACGAAUAUUAAUAUCAGGGCUCGCCAGACAUAAUUCGAUCCUGAUCAUCGACUUUGACCCUCUCUUUAUUUCCACCUAAUCUUACUUCUGCUGUAUUCGGAAAACCUCAUGUGUCUGCACAGGUUUAUAACUGUAGGCUCAGAGCCCCCCUGGAUAACCCAAAAAAUAAGAUAGGUCUCAACACUUAGUUUAGAUUUGUCCAAUCUUUACAGACAGAUGAAUAUUGCAGUUCCUGAAACACUAAACAGUGUAGCUUUCAUGUUCGGGAGGUUAUUCUCUGAGAUAUUUUCCGCUUUCUCGCAAAGGUAUAAAGGAGACAAAAAACUUGCGGUGAGUUAAAUGUUGAUAUUUAAUAGAGGUUAGAUAAGUGGCUAACCACAGUAGUGAUUGGGUGUCAUUUGUAUAUGAUGUAGAUAGGAUAUGAUUUUAAGUAUGGCCGUCGUUUUGUAGUUACUUAUGGGUUUAUACAACUCGGUGAAAAAGAAAGAAAACUUGCUACGUUGAGGUUAUUAAUCAGAGAAAACCGAAUGAAUCACAAGUCAAUUAGAAAGCGUUCUAUAGAUUAUAUAUAAAACCCGCAUAACUUGAAAUGUUAAAACUUUUUUACCAAGAAGUUAAUAUUUAUUAAUUAUGUUAUGGUAGUUAAAGCCCACCAGAAUCGACCAGGAAAUUAUAACCAAUAAUAAUCAAGUAAUUGAAAAGCACCAAGGGCCGGUUGUUAAAAUAAAGUUUAGCCGUUUUUUAACAGAACCGCUUUCGUGAACGGUGUCAUUAAUUCCGAAAAUUAGCAGUGGAAGGACGUUUAUUUAAGUACUAUUGCAGUUACACCAGCUUUGCGAUCUGCUCGUUUUUUAAUUUAACUUCCUCGAAUGAACAGAGGCGAUCUUUAAUAAAUGUUGGACUGUAUAUGAAGCACCGUUAGUGAUGUCUUGUUUCCCUUUCCUAUCUUCACGUUUUUUCCUUCAAACGGAUCCAUUCUACUUUCUAGGCACUUUCAAAGUGGAGUGACGUAAAGUUUGGUGAUCUUUGCCCUUCUCAUUUUUGUGACGUCUUUCAGCGUUGUUUACGAAACAGUGAGCGCAUGCCACCCUCUUUCUCAGAAAUCAGGCAAUCUCUUGUAACACAGGUUAGUGCGGUAUGAUAAAUUGACAAUUUUACAGCACGCCAUGCAAAUUUGUUUCUUGAACAAUGAUGAUUUGCUAAGUAUUGAGUGAAUUUGGAAAAAUUUAAUUUCGUGUGGAUCAUCAGAAUGCAGGUUGCUUUGCAAAGGAAGAAAACGAAAAAUGCCAUGAUCCUUGGAGAGUAAUAAGGUGAAAUAAGAACAGUAUGCCAACGUUUUGCACCUCGCGUAAGAAGCUUUGGGAAAGGCAAGCAAAUGCGUGCGGUGUCAUUCUGUCUUGCCAUCUUGAUCAUCAGAAAAAUCACGAAUACCGAAAGACCCGCAUCGUUACCUUAAAUCUUUAUUUAAGUUUCGCCCACUUCGAAAUUGAAUUGUUUUGUGUUCCAACUUUGACUGUUACACUAGUUGUUAAAUAAUUGCAAUUGUGAUAGUAAUAACUAUUAUAAAUAACGAUUCUUAUAUAGGUUGUUAUUACAAUUUCAUUUGGACAUUACAGGAGCACCCUUUGAAAUUGAAGGUUAUUCGCAAAUUCGAAGGGUCAAAAGAUGGUUUUCUCAGCUGUAAUCCUGGAGAAAUCAUAACUCUGGUUUCCAAGAAACGACACAAGUACGUACACUGUGGUGAUGUUUCCAACUCAGGUCUCUGUUCAGCGAAAGAAAUACAAUUGCAGAAAGUGCCUCUUUGUAAUUUUGAGAUUUACAGGCUUCUUCUAUUUUAAAUUUGAAAGGUUUGAAGUGGCAGUGAAAUGAGACAUAUUAGUUGGGAUUUGUCCCUUGCAGGUAUGACGAAACUGCUUGGUUUGGUGUCACACAAAGUGCUCAAAUAGGAUUUUUCUCGCUAGAGUAUGUAGAAGAAGUAAUGAAUUAUAAUGUUGAUGGUAAGUACUAUUCUGUUACGACCCCGGCUUUGUCAAAGGUUUCGGAAAGAAAACGUCUGAAGUCUCUUCCUUUGUAG
Molecule: messenger RNA, 11530 nt
Organism: Pocillopora meandrina
Lineage: Eukaryota; Metazoa; Cnidaria; Anthozoa; Scleractinia; Pocilloporidae
Source: the annotation of a GenBank genome assembly